UUUAUUGGAGAUUCUGAGUAGGAUGAUGAACACUGACCUUUAAUCGUAAAUGUUAAUUGAGUUUCAGGAGUUUUCAAGAACUUGAAAGGUCAGCAUGGCAGAUCCUGCCGUCCCGGAGUGUCUUGAAGAAGUACAGAAUCUGUCCAAGCAUCUGGGACUCGUCCGAAACAAACCCGGCGAGACUCUUUGGCAAAUCUCCGUGGAAACAGAGGAGUACAAAGUACUGCCGGUGACUCCACAAAAAACAGACGGGGAGUCGAAAACGCUCAGUGCUCUUUCCGGGAUCUACGGGGUUCUCGUAGGAAGCGAAUUCGUUUCUUGGUUCCAUGUCAAAGAAUCUGCCAACAUUUUUAUCUGGCAUCGGGGAGCAUCCACUGUACUGAUCGACGAAGAAGGAAAACAUUCCGUGCACCAGCUCGGGGACCCUUUGGAGAACCCCGAGGCGAAAUAUUUGAUCAAACUCUCAGGGAGUUCGUGGCACGCAGUGGAACUCAAGAACAAAACCGGGUUCGCUGUAUACAACUGCAUGACCGCCCCAGGAUUUUCUUGGGAAAAACUCGAGACGCCGACGACUGAAGAGAUGCUGGCCAAGUUCCCGGCUCUUGAAGACACAAUCCGAGCAUUUCCUCGAAAAGCCUCAGAAGUUUGAAUCCAACUUUGAUUGGUACGUUUCGAAAAUGGAACGAACAGUUUUUUGAUUUCCUCUUUUUGAAGAUGCAUGUAAAAACUACAUCGCAAAAAGUCACAAAUAUAAGUAAAUGUUUCUUGCCUUUAAGCCAUCAACUUUAUGUAGGAAAUAAUUUAAGAUUAUUAUUUCAAUCUCACUAUUACGCGGCCGUUGAACUAAAAUUGAAUAUAAUUCCCUUUGCGACCGUAUGCAGUGAAAUACUGUAUGAGGACCCAUCUACCAAUUUUUGAACGUAAAAAUAACUACAUACUUUUUACCAACAUUUGUUGGCUGUGGCGUGGAUGUUACAUGUCUGUGAAUCGGAUCAAGAAGAAACAUAUUGUGGAAUUGGAAUCAA
Molecule: messenger RNA, 1025 nt
Organism: Notodromas monacha
Lineage: Eukaryota; Metazoa; Arthropoda; Ostracoda; Podocopida; Cyprididae
Source: the annotation of a GenBank genome assembly